Molecule: messenger RNA, 1149 nt
Organism: Podospora pseudopauciseta
Lineage: Eukaryota; Fungi; Ascomycota; Sordariomycetes; Sordariales; Podosporaceae
Exons: 2
Coding region: 281-1123 (280 amino acids)
Source: RefSeq, a predicted model, not a curated record
GUCGGGCAUGGCAGCCUCGGUAUAUGACAGCUACCUACCUGUUUAAUGCGCAAUGUGUAUAGAUUUAUGUAACGGUUAGAUGCCAGAGCCUGGUGAGCCUGUAGGGAAGGCACGUUGCCCAGCGGAUCACACAGUGGCCGCACCUUCUAUUGUUUUGCGGCACGUCUGGCGAGUAAUCGGAAUUAAUCUUUCAGCUCCAAUUCCUUCUUAACUAUCUUCUGGCCCUUUUCCCCGUUCUCAUAUCCUUCAAUAACUUCUGUUCGAUUUUGAUACUGUCAAAAUGGCGUACCUACCUUCCGCUGAAGUUGAGACUGUGAAAAAUGCGGAUAUCAUCUUCAUCACUAGAAUCUACGAGCAUGACCCGAAUGGCCUGUCGACAGGGCAGUUGGAGCUCUCCAUUAACCCUUUGGCUAGCAACCCCGGAGGACUUCAUACUAUCAGCACAUACGUGCUUUCAAGGACACUCGGCGUCGAUAUGAAGACUUUGGACGACAAGGCAAACAACGAUGAGUGGUUUAUACACAUGGAUUGGAAGUACGAGACUGUCUACCCAAAAUUCACCACAAGACAUCGUGUUAUCUCUGGAUCGUCUCUGUCAAUCCAUUUUGCAGGUGGAACUGCAUGGGCAGAGAAUAUUGCGAGCAAUCCGGCCUUUCAGACAUCUCAUCAAUAUAUGCCAGUACCGGAUUAUCUGCGGUGUCCAACGUGGGAUGUGGGCCCGGAAUCUCGAGAGCCAUACUUUGACGCCGGAAGUACUGAUUCGGGCAUGUCACCGGAACUACCAUCUUGGAGGCCUUUGCUUGGGUUUCCAGAAACCCCGCGUUCAAUGUCACCGAGCUCUGGAGACGACGAGUUCUCCGUCUGUUCAGACCCUACAACGGUUGGGAGCACUAUCUGGGAACAUACCACACCAAGAUUCUUCACUCCUCCUCCCUCGAGGCAAAACUCGUCGAUUGUGCAGAGUAUCAACAAUUACUGGAUCGGUCAGCAGAUUCAGCUGCAGUUUCGGGACGAGGCAUUUCUGAGGCAGAAGCAGGAUGCUGAGGAUCUCUUUGCUAGGACAGGGGAUGUGAGUGGUUUGAUUGCUGUGAUGGAAGCAGCAAAUAGUUUCUCGGUGUCUUGAUAGUAUUUACGAACGGCCUAGUUUUG